AUGACUACAGCUCACAGACCGACAUUUGACCCUGCGCGGGGAAAAGAAGCCCAGCGAGGUGUCGCAUACCAUCAAAGAUUACUACCAGCAUACACUCUUCUCAAAGUCAGACAGCCUGGUCAAGGAGGAGCUGCAGACACCGAGCCAGUUGACCUACGAGCACAACUACUUGCAGCUGAAGCUGCGCAUUUCGCAAAGACCAAGGGAACUCCAGUAGAUACUGCAACAAGUCCUCCCAAGCCUGCGAAACGAGAACUUGAAGCCUCAUUAAGCGACGACGAGAACGAGAACGAAGACCCUGAUGCGAAACGAAGAAGAGUCCUGGAAGAAACUCGAGAUAUUGAUGCAGAUUCCGAAGACGACGAUGAAGAUUCCGACAGCAGUGAGGAAGACGACGAAGAGGAAGACGAAACGGCUGCGCUAAUGCAAGAGCUUGAGAAGAUCAAGCGGGAACGAGCAGAACAGAAAGCCAGAGAAGAAGCCGAACAAUCGAAACAAGCGCAAGAACAACGAGAGGAAGAUAUCGCACUAGGUAACCCGUUACUCAAUCCCAAGGCCUUCAAUGUGAAACGAAGGUGGGACGAUGAUGUGGUUUUCAAGAAUCAAGCUCGAGGCACAGAGCAAAAAGGCAACCAAGAAUUUGUCAAUGAUCUUUUGAGGUCGGACUUCCACAAAAAAUUCAUGUCGAAAUAUGUUCGGUAA
Molecule: messenger RNA, 702 nt
Organism: Exophiala bonariae
Lineage: Eukaryota; Fungi; Ascomycota; Eurotiomycetes; Chaetothyriales; Herpotrichiellaceae
Gene: CWC15
Product: complexed with cef1p
Exons: 5
Coding region: 1-702 (233 amino acids)
Biological process (GO): mRNA cis splicing, via spliceosome
Cellular component (GO): catalytic step 2 spliceosome
Molecular function (GO): RNA binding
Source: RefSeq, a predicted model, not a curated record